AGCCUCUCGACUUUCAAACCCUUGCCCGCUCCAAUGCACGCGCCAACUCGACAUCUGCCAACGACGUUCCUACGGUCUGUGCUGUAGGAUAACUUGCUUUGCUUGCGCGUGCCCGGACCUUCGUUCUUCACCGCGAAUUGAAGCCAUGUUUUCGUAGUGGUAUCAACGUCUUCACUGAACAACGCAUGAUUCUGACACUGCAAGUCUACAGCAAUCUACUUCUUAUCCAUUACAUCAAUACUACGUAUCAUUCAAUCCUCUAGAUAUGGCUUUCUCAGGCCGGACGCCUGAAUCUCUGAUCCCUAGAUCAGACUCCAGGAACCCGGCGACAACUUGCAAAGGCAUCACUAAGUCCGGCCGACCGUGUAGACGACCAAUUGAUGCCAAAGCGAGCGACGAUGACGGCGUUCUCGCAGUCGUUUCAGUUCCAGGUGGUGAUAGUGACAGCGAGGACAUUGGUGCUGCUGCGUACUUUUGCUGGCAACACAAGGAUCAGGCCGAGCAGCUAGCAGCCAACAAGAGCAACGGCCCAGAGACACAGCUUUACCCCCUCAUGGAACGGACUAGUAUAGACACCCUGGUGCAACGCUUAGGAGUUCUAGAAGUUAAUGACACCACACAAGCGCCAAGCAGAAAAGGGAAAGGUCCGAGACGGAUCAACCGUCCCCCAACCUGGGAUCGUGUUGAAGGACCUUUGAUAUCAGUUCCGAGCGACGUCAUGGCAGCGCAAAAGAAACGUAGAGACGGUCAGCAUACAAACCCAUCAUCACGAAGGAAGAAGCCAAGCUUUUGGGCAUCUUUAUGCUGCGGCGCUGCAGAUGAUGACGACACCGGCUACCAGUCCAACUCUACUUACGCAGCACCCGCUCCACGGGUGUCCUCUGAAGUUCGGCCAGCCCAUGGCCGACCGUCAAGCGCGAAUCCAAGGCCAACUUCAACCUAUCAACAAACGCCCGGCCGUAAACCAUCAUCUUCAACUGGUGAGAAUGCUUCGGACACCACGAAAAUGCUGAGGUACAUCCCACAAGACGUGUCUCCGCAACUGGCUUCGACUUUGCUUGCUGAGUUAUCUAAACCUAUCUCGCCGCACGACGAUGAGGGUUACAUAUACAUCUUCUGGCUGACACCUGAAGCCUCUGGUCCUGUACCUUCGUCAGCAGCUUCCACACUCCUUACUCCACCAUCGCAACCCACUCAGGCGCGACGCACUUCAGACGUAAUGCGACAAUACUCUACAAAGCAGACGUCUCAAUCACGAACACCUUCUACGCGCCAAGAUCCUGGGGAUAGCAACGCGGCCAGUAGAGCAGAAGAAGGAAAAAGCACAAUCCUACUGAAGAUCGGACGCGCAAACAACGUGCAUCGUCGCAUGAAUGAGUGGACACGUCAGUGCGGUUACUCUCUAUCCCUUGUCCGCUUUUAUCCGCACGUCUCAUCCUCGACUCCUACACCUUCGCCACAAGUGUCACCUGCAGCUUCCCGUCGCCAAUCUGCGCAAAAUGUGGAUCAAAGCCGACGCGCAUCUGAUGCUGGGACUGUGCGGAAGGUGCCGACUGUUAUGCGUGUGGAGCGCAUGAUCCAUCUCGAGCUUGCACAGCAGCGGGUCAUGAAGAAGUGUGAGGCGUGUGGAAAGCAGCAUCAGGAGUGGUUCGAGGUGGAAGCGACCAGGGACGGGAUAAAGAAGAUCGAUCAAGUAAUCAAGCGGUGGGUUGAGUGGGCUGAGCGAGCUAAUGAGGAUCGCACAGCUUCUAGCCAUUAGAGAGCCUAAUACCUGCCAUUCUCAUGAACCUGGGAGGUGUAGGUAAGACAACCGGUUUAUUGUUAAUAUAGCAAAAGGCGGCGUUGCUACCGUUUUUCGAGUGAGAUGUCUUAUUUAUUUCUUGCUUUUCUGAGGCAAAGGUAAC
Messenger RNA from Boeremia exigua, 1904 nucleotides. RefSeq names its product meiotically up-regulated gene 113-domain-containing protein. The coding region runs from base 266 to 1759 and encodes 497 amino acids. The record is from RefSeq and is a predicted model, not a curated record. Lineage: Eukaryota; Fungi; Ascomycota; Dothideomycetes; Pleosporales; Didymellaceae. The transcript has a single exon.